UCAUUCUAGCUCCCAGUCAUUCAGGAAAAGCCUGUACAGCAAGUAGAGGCAAGCUGCAGGGAAGCGCCUCUCAGAAUGCUGUGGCUGAAGACGGAAGGUUAAACAAGAACUGAAGUAUAUGUGGAAUUCAUAUACCAUAAUUAUUUCCUAGACCGUGACGCAGAGGAGGGUGGAAAGUUUCACCACUAAAGGGACUAAAAGGUUUUUGAUGUCUGAAGUGUAUUAGUGAACUUGUGUUGAUAUUUUGUCUUCGUGAUCGUGUAAGACGAGACUGAUUAUAUAGAUAUAACAAUGCCUAGCUCGUGGAUUUUGGCGAGCUGUAUGUUGCUGACCAGCCUUUGUGUGUGCUACUCUGUCCACCCACAAGAACAACAACAACAACAACAACGUACACAAAAUCACAAGGACACGCAGGACCCGGCCCGAACUAAACUCCCCCCGAGUGAAGGACUUACGGACCGUGAGGAGACUCUUGGUCAAGCCAGGGUGAAGAGGCAGACUGAUGAAUGCCCUGUGUUGGAGACGGGCCAAGGCUCGGGCCUCCAGAAGAUAGUUGACACCACUGAUGAAACGCAGAGUUUCUUCAUCCAGCCUCAGCCAGGGUUCAACCGAUUGGUAUUUCGUGUGAAAGUGAAUAAUAAGUUUGACUUCAGUUCUUGGAAAUACCAUAAAAAGACCCUCGACAUCAGCAGCUCCCGACUUAACAUUGACUGGACUCACCCGACCUCGAUUCCUGUGCAAGUGACAUAUUUCAAGAACAAAGUGAGUUUUGCCCAAGAUCGCCAUGCACUUCGCGUGAAAGUGGGCCAAGACGUGAACGAGGUACUGCUCACGAGCUGGUGGCGAACUCACAGCUAUGAAGGGUUUGCUGUCUACGCCGAAGGUCCCCUCAAGGUUUAUCUCGACUGCAACUCCCAGGAUCCCAAGACAGCGUCCAUCAAACAGGAAGAGGAGAAAGUGCCAGUCCUGCUGAUCCUGAGCGCGGUGGGAGGCUGCUUCCUGAUGGUGGUAGGAGCAACCAUUGUCUACCUCCUCACCACUAGAUGCGCCCGCGCCCGACGUGACAACCCGCCCCCCGUGCCCAAGUUUCCCAAGUCACUGCUGUUUGAGCGCCACAUCCACCGGGAGAAAGACAGUGAGCCCAUCUACGAGACGAUUGAUGAAUCCACGCUGGCAAAACUUCGAAAGAACCUUGACUCUGAAACCCUUGGUCGGCCGCAGGGUGUGAGGGACCAAGACAAACCCUCGGCUACAGGACUGAAGGAGAAGACGAUGACACUCUGGAAUCAGACUUUUGAAAGGGAAUGUCAUUCCUCGACGAUUCCAGGUGAUGACGCUAGAGGAACCCUUGAACUAUCCCUACUGGAGGAGAAAGCGGCGCUUCGGCAAUCCUCUGGGCUUGAAUCCCCCAUGGAGAAUCACUAUGUGGAGAUGCACGGUAUUGUCAGCCGCACCUCAAGCCUCAACAAAUGAUUCUCCCUCCACCGCCUUUCGUCCAGGCACGUCACCUUAGACCUUAAAAAUUUUGAGCAUUAAAAGUUCUUCGAUCCAGUUAUAAUUUUACGAUGCAUGGCUGUGGUGCUAACUCUUAUAUCAAUGUCACCAAAAGCCUCAACAAAUGAUCUUACCUCGACCGCCUAUCGUCCAUGCAUCCCAUAUUGGACCAUAAAGUGUUGUGCAUGAAAAGCUCAUCGAUCCAGUAUUAAUUUUACGAUGGCUUUGGUGCUCUCUCUUGAAUAAUAUUAAUGUCACCUCAACACUCAACAAAUGAUCCUCCCUUCACCACCUCUCGUCUAGGCAUCCCUUAUGAUACCAUUAAUUAACGUUCUGUGCAUGAAAAGGUGGUCUAUAUCGAUCUGAUUUUAAUCUUACGAUGGCUUUGGUGCCUCCUCUUAAAGAUUAAUGAUGAAAUUAACCAAGACUGCGACCUGUCCACCUUCUCUCCCAUUCCUUCAGACUGGAACGUAAUAGUUUAGUAAGCUUUCAUUUAGAGUUCCAGGGGCUUCGUCUUUGUAUACGCCCAUGUCUUAUUGUAUGUUAGUGACCAGUCGUGGCUGAUGAUGGCUCGUCUGCGUGAUGCUCCUUCAAUACACUGAUAAGGCUUGAUUCACUCCAAUGUUCCGCUUAGAUAUUUUAUUGAGAACGCUCACAGCAACAGUAUAUAUUAUCUGUUUGCUUACACUCCUGCAACGAACAGUGAUAUCUUUCUGCGAGACUCCUCCUAUACUUGUUAUAUUGAGAGGAACCUCAGUACAUUGGUUCGUCACUGAUGUUUGACUGAUAGAGGAAUGAGAUGCAUAAUGUAACAAUUGUGACCAUUGUGAUGAAGUCAUAUUAGCGGUAAGUAGAUAAAGAUAGUAUGUUUAAUGACCUCAGAAGAUAUAUAGUUGUAUACUCAUAUGCUAGAUAUACUCCAGCCUGUUUUAUAGGAUAGGUUUAUCUUUAAAAAAUUAAUGAUACCUGUAAUCGAAAGGUAUGUGGUAUUAUCCUAAGACUUCGCUAUCAUCUCUGUGGCUAUUAUAAUCAUUGACGCCUGAGACAAAAACUUUAGGUCAAGCACACCGGAGAGUUGACUGUUCUGCCGCCUUGAUCCACUGUCGCUGUUCAGGUAUACAGGGUGUAGGUGUAGGCCUUCAGCCCGUAUUCUUAAACAUGUCGGCACCUCAGUUCGCCUUUGAAAAGACUCUCGUAGAAGCUGCUGGGGUUUUCAUGGACUGUUUUGUGAUGCUGGUGAUAGUUUUACACGACUUUUGAAUUAUGCACGGGAAAAGAACACCCAUGAAAACCCGUUCAGUCUUCUCUGUGGCCUUAGGAAAUAGUCGUAAUGGGAGCCCGGUAUGUUUAAUAUUGGACUCAUCGGGUCGCUGGGUGGCGUCAGUGACUAAUUAGCAUUUCUUCGUGUAUUGUACUCGAUGGAGACACCAACAAGAAACCCAGACUGUAAAAACGCAAAUACAAAUGAAUAAAUAAA
This is a messenger RNA of Eriocheir sinensis (Chinese mitten crab), 2971 nucleotides long. RefSeq lists its product as uncharacterized. The transcript has 2 exons. The coding region runs from base 292 to 1473 and encodes 393 amino acids. The record is from RefSeq and is a predicted model, not a curated record. Lineage: Eukaryota; Metazoa; Arthropoda; Malacostraca; Decapoda; Varunidae.